Messenger RNA from Closterium sp. Yama58-4, 12693 nucleotides. The record is from the annotation of a GenBank genome assembly. Lineage: Eukaryota; Viridiplantae; Streptophyta; Zygnematophyceae; Desmidiales; Closteriaceae.
AUGCAAGGAAUCUGGUCCAUUCUCGGUAUAGGCACCGCUGAAAGGCCUGUGGAUAAGGUCGUGCCGGAUGAAUGGCACCAAAACUAUCACUUCAGGGAUGAUGACGAGAACGAAGCUGAGUUAAAGCGUCUGCUUUGGGUUUACCUUGCAAGGAAGGAGCAGGACCCGACGCGUUCUGCAGCCAAAAGUUUGAUUGACUUAUUCGUGGAAACCUAUGACGAUUGGGACCCUCCAAGCUCUUCGUCUCCAACAGAACCAGAUGAAGGUUCCGAAGACAAGGAAGGCGUUUCAUUUCGCGAGGCUCAUCCCUUGGAGAUGAUUCGAUGCGUUGUCAGAGAACUGGUGUGGCUUUCUGAUCUCGCCCAAACUGCAUCAACCAAGCGGAAGGAUGAGAUUUCCAAGGAAAGUCCUCUCGUUGUUGGAAGUGGGCCUGAGAGCGAAGAUGAACGACCAGACGAAGACAUUGAUUUGUUUGUGCCAAAGCGGGACCGCGAGCAUGCCAUCAAUGUGCUUCAGGCUGCAGCUAUUAUCACUGAAAGUGCUGAGAACCGCAAGCGCUUUGUUUUUUUCCGUGGAAUCGUCACUUCCUUGGAUGUGCUGAAAGGCAUCACCAUGGAUAUUGAUGCCCACAACGCGUCAACGAGAAUUCGAGCUAGCAAAACACCUUCCUAUUCCGAGCCAGUGCUUGAACAUGGACCCCGUGAAGCUGGUACUCUGGGCACAGAGGAUGCGGAUGAUGGUGAUUGGAAGAGUGACGGAGGCCACAGCAGCCAGGCAGCUCCAACACCCAAGUCGCAAGCGCUGCAGUUCCUUCUCUCCGCCUCGCAGCUCAUUCUGCAGGUUGUUAUCAAUUUUUUGAAGCCUGCCAUUCAGCGAAAAGGACAUCUGGUUCCCAAGGUUGUUAUUAGCACGGGAGGAAGCAAGAGGUCUGAGAUGCUCAAGAAAACCAAGCAAGGAGAAACGAGUUCUGGCGGUGGGCCUGAUGGUCCAAAAGAAGGGUUCUCAAAGAGGGAAGUCCCUGGCCAGAAGCCAGAGACGGCACUGGGGACGGAAGUUUUUGAGGCGUUUUCUGUGACUCACGAGAUGCUUGCGCCAAAAGGAAAGGUGGUGAGCGAGGAAAAACGGAUGGCAGAGUUCAGCAAGUUACUAACCAGUGUUCAAGACAAAUGCCACUCUGUUCUCCUUGCCUUCAUCCCUUCAGUCCGCUACAUUCAGCAGACAGAGACGUCCCUGUCAGACCAAGCACAGGACGCACUGCUGCAGGGAGUGGAGGCGGUAUGGGCGGUGGUCACUGCGCUCCCUCAGUCUUGCUCUGCCUUCAUCGCCCACGAGGGGUUGCAGGUCACUCUUGGGCUGCUUGCCUGGCCUUCAUGGCUCCUGCCCUCGACCCCGUGCAUGGACCGCACCAUGCUUGCGAGCAAGUUGCUAAAGGAGUACAGCCUGCAGUUCUUGGCUCUUUCCACUAUCAAAGAAUCUGUAUUCGGUAGUGUUCCAGCAGCCCGAUCCUUGCACUCUCUCAAUGCCGUGCCACACAUCGCUCAAUUCAUCCGAUGGACUUCGUUGGUCUUCGCGAAACCUGGUUCCCUUGAGUCCACCUCUCCCAGCAAUGUCGCCUCCAAACCAAGCAGUGCUGUCGAUGCCGCAUUCUCCUCUCACCCCGCUGAACGCGGUGACCCAUUCACGGACAUGACAACCUCUGAACAGACUGGCAUGGGGAUGGGUAUGGAUGCUCUCUCUGCAGCCAUGAACGAGCACCUGAAUAUUGGCGGACAGCUGGCAGCGUGGAACUUCAGGGCGGCUGCAGCUUGCAACUUGAUCAUGUCGUUUUUGUGGGACGGGAACGAGUGGGUGCUUGCUCCUGUUCUUUCGGAUUCUCAAAGAAUUGGAUCUCGCCGUCGGGGGACAGCAACGGCAGGAGGCGCGCUAGGAGAGGUUGGAAAGCUGGAUGCAAAGAGGGCAUAUGGAGAGGAGAUCAUGGCAGAUGUCAUUUCUGUGUAUUUGCACGCCUUCCACCCGGUGAAAGUGGGAGACGCUGACUGGCUGGACGAUGCAGCAACAGUGAUGUUCCAGAAUUCCUCGACUGAGCUUCAGCGCUAUGUCGUGCGUGUCCUGCGCUUCCUCCUGGGGUCACAUGCCAACGCGCUUAGCCACUUCCACAGCGCCAAUGUCGCGCCUGCUCUCUUCUCCCGCCCUUUCUUCUUCUUCGACUCCGUUCUGCUCUCCGAUGAAAGCACAGCUCGCACAACAAGUGGGGCUGCUGUUGCAGGAGAUAGAAAAGCAAGUGGCGUGGAUAUGGGGGGAGCAGCAGGUGAAGGCGCUGGAACGCCUCCUCUCUCAAUCCCCGUUCCAUCUCCGGGUCCCAUUCUCCGCAAUUCCUCUGGUCUCAGAAAUGAGUUCGGCUCUCCCAGCAUUACAACCCCACAUAACCCAGCUGCAUGGCUGAACCCUCCCAAGUUGUCCACUACUUCACCCCAACUCUCUGCAUGGACCCCUUCCUCCAUUGCUGCUGCGCGAGGCAGCCCUGCUCCUCCCAUCCCAGAACUCCAAGGCUUAGGCAGUCAGGAGGAAAGUACAGGUUGGCGAGAUUGGCAGAACGCGCAGUCAUCAAGGGCACAAGCUGGUGGGGUGACACUGGUGAAGAGCAUGGGGUCGGGGGAAAGCCACGUGGUCACGCUGCAACCUUCAGGCGCUGGCAAAAGAGAAUCCAAAGAUUUGGAUGCCGACAAGGAGUACGUUGCUCUUUCAAUCGAUCGCAAUGCUGAGGAUCUCAGGAGCAGCAUUGUCGCACUCAUUGAGCUCUCUGCCUCCCUGGACUGGCAAGAGGACCUCCAGCAAGAAUUCCAUGCUGUCCUUCAUGCUCUGCUCAGCUGCUGCCGAAUACCGUCAGAAUCCCAGCUGCUGGUUCAUGCGCUGCAGCGCAUGCUUCAGGGUGGAGACCGAAUCGUGCCUUGCCUUCUCUCCACGGCGUGCGGUGACCACAUUGGGGAGGUCAUUGAACGGCAGCAGGCUGCUUACCUCCGCAUGGAUGCUCAGGGCUACUUUUUAGGGCCCAAAAAUGCAGCUUCACUUGUGGCUGACGGUGUUGCUGGUGCUGCUGACACUGCUGCUGGUGUAACUGCAGCAAGUGAAACUGGAUCAGUGGUGUCUCAGUCAGGUCGUCUGGUUCUUGAGGUGGAAUCGCUGAGAGAGGAGUGGCAGGAGGCGAGGGAGGUGGUGCUGAAGCUGCUGGAGUCGUAUCUGGAGUGCUCGCCCUCUCUUCUGGCUCAGGCUGCCACCAGCCCACAGACGUUCAUGCCCUUGCUGUGGCUGCUGCGGGAGAAAACCCUGCGACCCUUGGCUCUUCAACUCCUUGCCUUGCUCAUGAAUGCCCCGGUUUCCGACCCAUCGGUAAAGUCAACUCUGUUCAAGCGCUUCUUUGAGGCCAUGACUGUGGCACGCAGUGGCAAGAAGUUAGGGGGCGCAGGCGGAGGAGGAGACGGGCGUGGUGUGGGAAGAGGUGGAGGUGUGGCUGGUGGCACAGGGCUCAGUGGGGAAGACGCAGCAGAACAGCUACAGGCAAUGCUGGCAGUGGUGCAGGAGGUGGUGAAGGAGGACGAGAGCUCAGUGAACCAGAACAUCUGUGUGAACGUGGAUGCCUUUCCUCGCCUCAUUGGCCUUUUACGGGUGCAGUACGAGGAGGAAGCUGGCCGAUCUCUUGCCAUUAUGAUCCUGCGUACUCUCACCCUCCUUUCCGUGGGCAAUGAAGCUGCCAAGGCUGUGCUCCUCAAACAUGCUGGCCCAGGCUUCCGUUCCCUUGCGCUCUACCUGCCCCCUCAUUUCAGUGGAGCCUGCCCACCAGUGCUGCUGAGUGCGGUCAUGGACAUGGCCAUGGACUGCCUGGCCGGAGACCAAGCCCUGGGCAGCAUCCACUCCCCCAAUGCCGUCAUUCUCUGGCUCCGUUUGCUGCACGAGGCUGAUCCUCACCAGAUAGUGUCUGGUCUCGAGUCAUUGCACAACCUGCUUGACCGCUCCGCUGGCAACUGUGCUGCCUGCUCCCGUGCUGGCCUCAUGUUUGACCUCCUGGAGUGGCUGGGAGAGCUAGAAGAGGAGCAUCUGGACGUUGUUGCAGAUGGCAGCGAUGGCUCUGAAUCCAAGGAAGGCGUCCAGGACUUGGGAAAGGAUGGGAAGAGUUACAAGAAACUCUUGGAUGAGACUGGGGAGCAUGGGGCGGAAAAGGCAAUAUCGGUUAACAGUGGAGGUGACGUGGAGGUGAAGCUGACUCGAAAGAACGUGGAGGCAAUACUGGCUCUGUUGUCGAAGCUGAUAGCAAAGCUGGGGCAGCACAGCAUAAACGGGAAGGAGAUCGCUGCGAUAUUCAGGCUUAUGAGGAGCACCGUCGAUGGGUGCCGUCCCAAAAGGGUGUCGUUGCUGCUUCGCACACUCGUGGGUGUGCUGAGGCAUGAUGGCCCUGCUUCUUACUUCGAGAUGGAUGGGUUUGAAUCGGGCCUUGAGAUCCCCACUGAUUUCCGCUUUCCCUGCACUAAGGGCUACUCCUUUUGCUGCUGGCUACGCUGUGAAUAUCUUCCAAGCUACAAUGCAGCCAACAUCGCCAGCAGCGGCGCUGACAACGACAACUACACGUCACAGAGCAGUAGCCUCAGAAGGAAGGGGCCGGAAAUCAGCUCAGAACCCAAGGAGUCAAGCAUGAGAUCGAUCACACGCAGGGGACACUGGAUGGGCGAGUCCUUGAGUGUUAGUGUCCGAGAUGACAGCCCCAUGACGAUCUUCAGCUUCUACACGGAUCAAGGCAACGGCUGCAGUGGCUUUCUCACCAGCGAUUCCCUCCUUAUCCAUGUGGCAGGAUCACGGGACGUGAUAGUGGAGGUGCCUCAUAGCAUGGCCCUCCGCCACUGGCAUCACAUCGCCAUCUCCCACUCCACCGCCUCGUUCUCCUCCUCUAGUAUGCUCCGAGUCUACAUAGAUGGCGCCCUGGUAGGCAAGGCAAAGUGCAGCUAUCCGCGCCUGCAGGACCCUCUGAUUCGCGCCACCAUAGGGGCCUCUGCUCCUCUGCCCCAGUCCGAUGCUCGCUCCUCUCGGCUGUUCCAGACCUCGCAUCCUUUUCAGGGUCAGAUUGGCCCCGUCUACCUUUUUAGUGAACCUCUCUCUUCUCCUCAGCUCUCCUGCAUCCACAAGCUAGGCCCUGGCUACAAUCACACCUUCCAACCCACGGAUAUAGCCCUCCUGCGCACACAAGUAGACAAUGAAAUUCUCUCUCUCUUUGACGGGCCCGACUCGCUCAGCUCCCGUAUUGCUCUAAGCUAUAACGCCCAAGCAUAUGCCGCUGGUCUGGUUCUUGAUACCUCCCCUGCCUGGCUGCUAUCCCAGCAGCAGGCUGCGAACAGCGCUGCAGCCGCAGCUGCUUUGGCCCGUGCGAGUGUCUCCCCUGUUCAUGUGUUUGACGCAACGAUGCUUCCAGGAGUGCAGCGGUGCCAUCGGCAGCGGCUGCAGGAGGUGUUGAGCACAGUGGGUGGCGUUUCAGCCCUCUUGCCCCUCUUCACGCAGUUAGAUUUACCAGUUGUGGGGAGUGACAGCAGCAUGGGGGAGGGGACGGUGGUCGAAGGGGAUGGACAGUUGGCAGUGGAUAUUAUCAACCUGCUUACAGAGCUGUUGGCUGGGAGCACGGGGAGUCAGCAGGCGAUGCUGUCUAUUGGGGGGUUUUCAGUGAUCAACUUCUUGUUGCAGCAUGUCUCACCCACACACCUGACAGCUAGUCUCGUGCUCACGCUGGAGAACAUGGUGGACUCAUUUGCCGAAGAAACUGAACAAAGCCUUCGGGAGCGCAUGGUUCGUGGUGUCAUCCUCACUCUCUACAUGGACGCCUCUCUCUGGAUUUACGCGCCCUACGUCGUGCAGAGGGAACUCUUUGAAUCCCUCAAGCGCCACAUGGAGCGGCAACCCUGGCUCGUGCCAUCCGUCUGCUCCUUGCCUCGCCUACUAGAUAUAGUUCGGCGGGUUUACUGGGACAAGCCGCAGGGCCGACACGCCAUCGGGGUGAAGCCCUUAGUAGAGCCUGUCACUCGGCGGGUGCUCGGCACACGCCCGCUUCCUCAGCAAGUGGCCAAGCUGCGGCUGCUGGUUCUGAGUCUGCUGCAGCACGUUCUGAAAGGCGGGUUCACAGAGGCAGAUGUGAAGGCGCUGGUCGUGUACAUGGAGGCGAGCAAGGACGCUGGAGCAGUGAAGGAUGUGCUACGAGCGAUCUUUGGGCUGAUUGCACAGCCCAACCUUGCCAAGUCGUUUCUGGAGCACAUUUCAGCUCUAGAUGGGCCUCAGAUCUUUGUUGGACUGCUCUCUAGGCCGCAGGAAGAGAUCCGCCUCCUCGCCCUGUGCCUCAUACUCACCCUGAUGAGCGAAACCAAGAAGCAGGUCCCAGCAACCAAAGCUGGCACCAGGGGCGCAUCUGGCAGAGGAGGCUCAGGCCGAGCUCGAGGCUCGGCACGGGCAGGAGGGUUAGGGAGGAAUUGGCUUGGGAUGCAGGAGGAGGAGGAGGAGGGGGAUGAGGACGAGCUUGGGGAUGUGGAGCAGGAGGAGAAGAUGCUUCUCGACCUUACGUGCCAACAUCUGAUGCCUUAUGGUCUGUCUCCUGGGCUUGAGACUCUGCUCUUUGAUCUUCUGCUUGGUGCAUCACCCGCCGAUCAGCGGUCGGUUCGCACGCACACGCAUGAUGCCAUUGUUCACAAGAAGAUUCCGCCCAGAAGCUCUCAUGCCAUUCCUCCUCGCAUACCUAUGCCAUCAGCCGGACAUUCGGCACCAACAAAUGCAGCAGCACCAGCAGCAGGAGCAGCAGGAGGAGCAGCAGGAGGAGCAGCACCAUCAGCAGGAGCAGCAGGAGGAGCAGCAGGAGGAGCAGCAGAGGGAGCAACACCAGCCUUUGGCAUGCCCCGCAGUGCCUCUGCCCCGCAACCCCCUGAGCCUGAGCCACACGGAGCAGCUAGUAACAGAGUUGCACAAGGAAGCGCUCAUGGAGAAGAUGGGGGCCAAUCGGCAGUCAGAGCAAUAGUGUCAGAAACAGUGCCUGCAGCUCCAGCCGUAUCGACCUCCUUUAGUAGCUUCACGUCUGGAGGCAAGCCCUCCCCCUGGGGCAUCCUUCCUCGCAGGGGUGGAGGAGAAGCAGGCAGCUCACGCAAGUCAAUAGUGAAACCUGAGAUGCUUAGGCUGCUGCUGCCUCUUAUUGUUGGACAGCUGAGGCUGGCGGCCAGCACGUCCGGAGCAGGUAGCAGAGGGGAUGUAAGCAGAAGUGGCUCCGGCCGCAGGCCGGGAAGUAGCAGCAGUGCUGCUGGGGAGGGUGGCCUGUCAGCGCGGGGAGUGAAGGUGGUGGAGGAUACGCUGAAAAGGCUGGGUGAUCUAAUUUCCAACAGCAAAGCCAAUAGACUCAAGCUUCUUGAGCAACGGGGCUGGCAGCAGUGGUUGCUGGAUAUUGUGGUCACAGGUUUGGACCUUACAGCUUCAAAUGCUGAGCAUGCAGCCAAAGGCAGAGACACAGUUCCAGGAGCAGCAGGGGGAGGGAAUGACGCAGGGAAGGGUGGGGAAGGGCGGCCACCACCGCCCCUUCAGCCUGGGGGAGGGUUGGAACUGGUGUGGGUGCAUGUGCGGCGCAUUUUCCUAGCGGCACACUCGUUUGCAGUGCAGAAGGUGCAGGGCGGGUGGAGGCAUGUGGCGGAAACUGUCAACGUGUUGCGCAUCUAUGGUGAACGGGGCAAGCUGCCGUAUGCGGGUAUGCUUCGUGUGCUGCUGGGCGAGUUGCUGGGCGUGGUGCCUCUGCUGUGCUCCACGAGGGACCAUCUGCUGGAGCAGCCCGUGCACGCCAAUCUGCUCUACCUCUUCGUCCUCGUGCAAGAGCUCGUUAUCCGCGACUCUUGCUACAUCUUCCCUCCUCGUCAUCUGCCAGAAGAAAACUCGGGGAAGGCUGUUGAUGCUCUUGAGAGGGGAAGUGAUGGCAAUAGUGGUGCUGGCGACGGCAGUGCUAAUGGUGGUAUUGAGGGUGAGCAACGGCGGAAUGGGGAAGGGAGUCGAGAAGAGGAUGUGGAAGCUACAGGAACAGGCGAAGGCAGGCAGGGGACAUGGAACAGCGUGGAUCGGAGUGCGAUAUCUUCUAUCUUCCAGAACAUGCUUCCUGAUGACAAUGUGGGCUCAGCUGCCGCCAGUGCAGAGCUCACAUGCAGUAUCUUGGGCUCCAAGGUGGUUGAAAGCAAGUGGCGGGUGUACGAGCACUUCUGGACGGUCAUUACCAUCAUGCACAACAAGGCCGAGGCAGCAGAGGCCCUUGCUGCAGGCAUGCUGCAAUCUGACGAUGAUGACCCUGAAACACCGCACCUGCCGGUCCACCCUGCGUUCCUCCCGCCUCCUCAGCCGCCCUCACCUCCCCACCGCUCCUUCCUCCAGCCCAAACCCGAUUCUGCAGCUGCUUCUGCUGCCGCGCCGCAUGGGCAGCAGGGGAGUGCGAGACAUGGAAAUGACAAGGGGAGUGAGAGACAAGGGCUGUUGCGUAGCCUAACAGUCAAAGCAGAGGCAGUAGAGAGUGGGAGGUCAGGCGAGGCGGCAUUGCAGGAGGUGGAGGAGCAGAUGCUGGACUUGGCUCGUCAGGGGUGUCCUGCAUUUGUGCUGCGCCUGGUGCUGAUCUACAUGUUCGAAGCUGAGCUGCCAGCUCUCCAUCGCUGCCUCAACCACUUCGUGGUGCUCCUGCCUGUCGUCUUCCCCAAUGAUGAUGACAACCGCCUGCACAACCAGGCCCACCUCUUCCUCUGGUCACUUCUUGAAGCCCGAGCACUAGUGGGCGACAUGAAUGACGGGGCACGUGGCCACAUCAUAGCCCAGUGCACUCGAGACGUCUUCCUGGCGAUCAUGCCCAUCCUAGCGCGCUGCAUCGAUGAACGGGGCGGCCCUCCCGCUUACACCCCUGUGGACUUUUCUCAAAUGACAGGAGGCAUGCUGGAUGAUGAGGGGGGGGAGGAGGAAGAGGAGGAAGAGGAGGAGGAAUAUGAUGAGGAUUCGAAUGAGGAAGUUUUUGCUUAUGGAAUGGCGAGUAACAGCAGUGGCACAGGGCAUGGGGCAGCUGAGUCAUCUGGGCUGUCUGAGGCAGGGUCGCAGGUUGCGGCAGGAGAGGGGGAGCAGCAGAGGCAUCCUCUUUAUGAAGUGAUCCAUGCCGACAGAGUGCGCAGCGCAGCGCGCACUGAGUGCGACCACGUCAUGUUCAUCGUGACCUCUCUUAAUGACAGCCUGAUGGACAUCCAGCCAAACAUAGAAGCAUGGGAGGAGGCCCAACAGGAGCGACGGCAGGAGGUGGAGCAGCAGCGGCGGAGCGUGCUCGGCGGGAUGAUGGAGCAGGAAGCAAAACGACGAGCUGUUGCGACCCUAUCGUAUGCUGAGCAGCUGCAGAACGCCAAGGCAGUGUGGAACACCCUGUACCGGCAGAUGACCAGCGAAAGGGGCCCUUGGUACUCUGGCCCAUCGCCUGAUGACCCUCCACCCCGCUGGAAGCUGGAUAAGUCAGAGGACCCGCAGAGGCGUCGAUUCCGCAUGCGUCCGAACUACCGGUUUGAUGAAAACUUUAGCAUUAGUAAAGGAGAGGAGCGGAACUUGGGUAUGGGAGGGAAAGAGAAGGGCGGUGGGGGUGAGGAAGGGAAGGCGGCAGAUGGGACGUCAGAGGGGACUCGGUUGGAGAAGUCUGGUGCGUCGGGACCGGAUGCCAGGAGUUUCCGCAGGUAUACGAGUGACGCCAGUGCGUCAGUGGGCGGAGAUGCUUUGACAUCUGUUGGUGGGAGCAGCUUUGGCAUGGGGGAUGGAAUUGUGCGAGCAGGUUCAGUGGGAGAUCUGCAGCAGCACGGGAGGGUAGUGUCGAGUGUGAACGUGGACCGGGACUUGAUGGAGGAGAUGGCGCUGCUGCAGCAGAGCAACGAGCAGAGCCAGCCAGGGCAGGGAGGGAAGAAGGGCGUGCAGGAAGGGGAGGUGGAAGGGACAGGUGUGGCAAGUGCUCGUGGUUUUCCGGCAGAAGGCACGGCAGGGGUAUUGGAAGAAAUCCCCUGCAUCCUCCUGACCACCAAGCGCAAGCUGGCGGGCCGUCUGCACAUCUCCCACACAGAGCUGCACUUCUACGUGGACUUUGCCAUGGACAGCACCGAAGAUUUCCUUCGCUUCCACCCGGAUGGCACCCUCCACAACCCCCACUCCGUGUCCUCCUCUGGCUCCGUUUCUGGCGGAGAGAAAAUCCCCCCUAAGGAGCGAUGGAAGCGUGUGAUACAGAAACUGCUGUUUGUAGCUAGGUUCCAGCCGAACGAGAAGACUCUGGAGAAAGUGACUGUCAGGAUGCGCAAGCACACGGAUAUUCUGGACGACGUGAAGAUGCGCCGAAUCUGGUCGCUCUCUGAGCUCGCUCGCAUCCGCAUGACACGCUACCUCCUCCGCCCAUCCGCCUUUGAGCUCGAGUUCUCCUCGUCGCAGGCCCCUGCCUUCUUCUCCUUCUCCUCGCCUCAGCUAGCUGACAAAGUCGCCCACCGUAUUCUGGCUAUCGCCAACCGUGGGACGACGGCUCGCAGCAGCAAGCUGGUUGAUUUGGUGGACAGAAAAAGAGGGCAGGAACUGGCAGAGAAGGCGAGGUCUCAAUGGAGCAAGCGGAAAAUCUCCACCUUUGAUUACCUCAUGAUCCUUAACACCCUGGCUGGGCGCACGUACAACGAUUUGAUGCAGUACCCUGUUUUCCCGUGGGUGAUUGCGGAUUAUGCUUCAAACAAGCUGGACUUGUCAAAUGCAGAGACGUUCCGAGAUUUGAGCAAGCCGGUUGGGGCACUGAACGCCAAGAGGCUAGAGCUGUUCAAGGAGCGAUAUGACAGCAUGGAUACGGACAUUCCUGGCUUCCUGUACGGAUCGCAUUACUCCUCUGCUGGCGUGGUCCUCUACUUCCUCAUCCGCAUGGAGCCGUUCGCCACGCUCCACCGACUGCUGCAGGGGGGCCGCUUUGACCAGGCGGAUCGACUGUUUGACAGCAUGGCGUCGGCAUGGGACAACUGCCAGAGCAACACGAGCGACGUGAAGGAGCUGCUGCCAGAGUUCUUCUACCAGCCGGAGUUCCUGCGCAACAGCAACUGCUUCGACCUGGGCCACAGGCAGGACGGACAGGCGCUCGAUGGCGUCAUCCUGCCUCCCUGGGCCAAGGGCUCCCCAGAGGAGUUUGUGCGUCUGCAGCGAGAGGCCCUGGAGAGUGAACACGUGAGCGAGAGGCUGCACCACUGGAUCGACCUUGUUUUUGGCUACAAGCAACGAGGGGAGGCGGCUGUUCAGGCGGACAACGUGUUCUACUACCUCACAUACGAGGGCGCAGUGGACAUUGAUGCAAUCACAGACCAGACCAGGCGCACAGCCAUCGAGCAGCAAAUCGCCGCCUUCGGCCAGACCCCCAUCCAGCUCUUCACCCGCCCCCACCCCGAACGCGGCCCGCACCUCCAAAUCAACCGCCCACUUCGCUUCUUUUCGUCCUCAAUCUGCCUGUCCGCAAUCAUACCAGCUCCCCCCACCCCGGCUGUUUCCUCCACUGUGGUUCCCGCUUAUGCUGCGGGCGUGGGAAGUCCUGGGGGGAGGACGAGGGGGGGUAAGGGGAGGUCGGAGGAUGAUAUGGCUGUGGUUUUUAUUGGGGUGGUGGAUCGCACGGUAGUGAGUGUGACGAGGGGGCAGGUGCUGACAGUGCGCUCUUGGAAUGCUCCAAAGAAGCGCGUGAAAGUGGGCAUGGACUAUAGCAUCAGCAUGGGUGACCCAAGCCGAGUGUGCAGGAUUGGAGCACCUCUCUCUGCUCCCGGAGCUAGCAGCUAUGGCGACUGCUUCGGGAUCGUACCAGGAGCCACCUCAGCAUUCCUCUUCUCCGGGGGCCACUGGGACAAUGCCAUUCGCAGCACGUCUGUAGAUGAUGCUGCCACUGUUCAGGCGCUGCAGCAGCACAGCGAUCUUGUCACCUGCCUUUCAGUGUCCAACGACGGCAACUGGUUAGCCACAGGCAGCCGAGACACAACUGUCAUGAUCUGGCGCAUCGACCACCUGGGAGCACACGCACACGCUCAAGGCGACCCCUUCAUUUCCUCCAAGCCCCGCGCAGUGCUCUGCUCCCACGACGAUGCCGUCACAGCUGUCAUCGCCUCCUCUGAGCUAGAUUUGAUUCUUUCUGCCUCCCUGGACGGAUCUCUUGUCUUUUCCACUCUCCGGGCCGCCCGGUUCCUGCGGUCGCUGCAACACCCCAACGACUGUGCAAACGAGGCGCUGAGAAUCGCACUAUCCGCGCCUCUCGCUCGCGUCGCAGUCUACUCCGACGCCGCCCGCAUGCUCCACGUGUGCUCCAUCAACGGGGAGUGGCUGGAACAUGCGCUAGUGGACGAACCGAUCACGCAUCUCGCGUUGUCUCAAUGUGGACAGUUCCUUGUCACAGCAUGCAGCGCAGGGGGGGACACUGGAGGAGCGGGCAGCGGAAGGGGGGGGAGUACCAGUGGCCGGGGAGGGGGAGGGUCAGAAGCUGGGAUGGUAGUGGUGAGAUCCAUGCAUACGCUUGAGCCAUUGCUGACGUUUGAUGGGGUGGGGUCGCCAGCAGCAUCGAUCACAACGACUGAGGAGGAUGCCAUCCUUGUGGGGCUGGAGGAUGGUAGAAUGCUGCUAUAUGCACUCAAGCUCUCCUCACAUUAG